Molecule: messenger RNA, 2166 nt
Organism: Helobdella robusta
Lineage: Eukaryota; Metazoa; Annelida; Clitellata; Rhynchobdellida; Glossiphoniidae
Exons: 10
Coding region: 1-2166 (721 amino acids)
Source: RefSeq, a predicted model, not a curated record
AUGGACUUCCGAUACAGUUCAAAACAAAAGUGCUUUAUCAUCGCUCCCUAUGUUACGAUAAAAAUGUUAUAUUCUUUGUUCAUGACGCCUUCAUGUUUCAUUGCUUUAUUCUACACAAUCAACAAAACUGCGGUGGACGGGUUGGCCAAUGUGACAAGUUUUGUGGAAGAUUUAAACGAAAUGCGCAAUUCAGCAAUCGGAGACAUUCGUUUACAAGCUAGGCGUGAAAUUUCACGGCAAAAUGUUUUGGCCCAUGAACGAAAGGUGUGCAUACUGAACGGCCUCACAUCUGCCGAGCGUGACCUCAUCAAUCUGUAUGAUGGAUUCCGGCUAGAGAAGAUGAAUAACGACAUGAUAAUUGAAUUUUAUAUUCGCUCAUACUUCCUGACUCUCACAGAAAACGUCAAACAACAAAUCAAAAUUUUCAGAGAAGUGUUUUUAAAUUCUAUUCUGCCGCAAGCCUUCAAGAAAUUAAACAAGAAAUUGAAAAAAGAAAGACUACAGAACUCUGUCUUAAGAAACAAAUGGUUAAAUGCCGCAAGAAUUUUAUGGGAGGAAAUCAUUAAAGAAAAAAGAAGAAAGAAGAAGAAAGGGAAGCUAAAAUUCGAAGAGUUUAUAGGCUUGGAGUCAAUUUUUGUGAAAGAAUUUAUGCUAGUGUUUGAUGCGGAACUGCCGGACAUAAGAAUGCCUUUCUCCAGUGCUGUUCCCAGCGCGGCCGUUACAGAUGACGCAUCUUUGAGCAAUUCCAUAACUCUUCCACUUAGCCAGUGGAUUGUUGACAGUAAGAAGAAACUGAUGAAGUUGAAAAAUGACGAAUCUAACAAAGUUAAGAAAGUUUUAGCUAGCAAAAUGAACAAAACUUAUACAUUCAAAAAUGGUAUUAAACGUUUGCGACACAAAUACACUGAAAACAGCGUGAAAGACAAAUCCAUUAAUAAAGACCGGGCACAUCAGCGCUACAACAGCCACAAUAACGACAGCAGCAACAACCACCAACUUAUGAAACGACUAUAUAAAUUUAAAAUUGCAUCUCUUACAAUUAUAUUCACAACGGAGCUGCUGAUAUUUUGUUGCAGAUUUUUAAGAAUGUUGAAAAUUGUUUUUCUGCUCUGCAACGCAGAAGAAUAUCGAUGCUGCUCAACUUUUGAAAAUGUGGACGCAAUAAUUUUUGUUGAACCAAUAAAAUGGCGUGAAAUUCUCCUAAAUCUCAACAACAGUGGCUACGUUACAAAAGUGUUGUUAAUGACGUCAUCGCUCAUAUGUCUUUGGUAUCUAUGGAAAGCCUCUGAAAACGUGAUGAAGAAUGAGAUAAAUGACUUGUUGAGCAGAAAGUUGGUUGAUAUUCUGAUCCAACCAAUCGAAUCUUCCUUUGAAGCGGCGAAUUCAUCGGUGGAAAUCAACCAAAUGAGAUUGAACGCCUUAGAACUUCCAACGCUCGCAAACGUUCUUCUCAACAGAAGAAAACGAUUUCAAAAUUUAAAAAAUGUUCUCGUGCAUUUGAAAUUUUUGUCCAACUAUUAUACCAGCUUGAAAGUAUCGUAUUGGGACAAAAGGAUAGAGUAUAUAACCGCCAAUACGAGCAACUUAAGCCUCUGUCAGGCUCAUAACAAAAAAAUUAUUAGCAACUAUUUAUUUCAAAAAAUUUCAAGAAAUGAAAACAUUUAUAACGGAAAAGAAGAUAAUAUCUGCUUCCGUGAAAAUUAUGUAAAUUUACUGUUUUCCAACAACAACAACAACAGCAGCAGCAACAACAACAACAACAUCAACAACAGCGUCGACAAUUGUUACAAAAAUAUUCCUACAAUUAUUGAAAAACGGCUCAUCUUUAGUCCCAUCAUCUACGUCAACAAUAUCUACAUUUUUGCCAACAACGCAAUCUACGUCCGCACAUUUCAUUUCACCGCCAACAUCAUCUGCAUUAUCACGUUCAUCGCCAUCAUCGCAUUCGACAUCAUUGGCAUCAGAGACAAGAUUAACACCUCUUGUGAUGAACUCCAUGACCACCCAAACAACAACAACAACAUUUACAACGACAGUUACUACAAUCACAACAACAGCAUCAACCAAUGUAAUCUUCGAACCAUGUUUGAUUUCUUUGAUCCCAGCUCGUCAUAUUCUCAAGCCGAACUUAACAGCAGCCAGGGAAGCGGUAAGGUCGAAAUGUGA